GAAUUGCGAGCCGGCCUUGAUGAUCAGCCUUCAUCAUCGGGAGCGACUGACAGGCGACCAUCCGCCGCGAACAGUCAAUCAACAUGGGCUCCCUAUCAGUCAGAACACUGUCAGGUUUGUCAACCCAGCCAUUCGCAUUCGCAAAUAACGAGGGACAGGACAUUUGCACUCUCAAACACGCAGCCUACCGGUGAUUAACAGAAACAGUGAUCAAGCUUAUACCCAGUGAAUUUGGCGCGCACGCACACGCACCCGACCACACCCCUCACUUAUACUACACGCCUCUCGCUCACGCAGCAGCCCAAAAUUAACGGCAGACCGCGCCAAGGACAGUUGCAAUAAGGGGGGCUUCUGCAGCACUCCAAGUACCUUAAAUAAAUACCCAAUAGCCGCCGGUGUAGCAGCAACGAUGGCAACGCUUUCGCGGCAGCAGCAACCUCGGCGCCGCGGAGCCGGCAUUGCCCGGCCCUACUCGUCCGCCGCCUCAGCGGCCUCCACCUCCGCCUCUGCUGCACUGCUGCUGAUGGGACUGCUGGCUACUAUGGCAGUGCCUGCGUCCGCACAGCUGGAGCAAAUAUUCGACCCCUCCGCCGUGGCCGGCGUCGUCGGGUCCGCCUACACCCCCGGCGGUGGCGGCCUUGGCACCUCAGGCCUGGGCCAGGGGCUGAACGGGCAGGGCUGGGUGGGGCAGGGGCCCGGCCUGGGCGGCGGUUUGGCAGGCAGCGGCUUGGGCGGCGCGGCGGGCCUGGGCAGCAGCGGCCUAGGGCUGAGCGCUGAUCCCGGCAAGGGGAAUGUGGGCAGUGGCGGCCUCCUGAGCAGCGGCGCAAAGGCCGUGCUCGCGCUACUGAAGGGCCUGGGUGUGCCUCCGGCUCUGGCGCUGUUCGUGGUGCGGUCACUGGCGCGCAAUUCCAAUGUGGUGGCGACCGUGGCGGACGCCCUAACGCCCUUAAACCUGCUGCCGGGCUCCGACGCCGCAAACUCCUGGCUCAUCAACCCGGCGGCGUUGCUCAACACGGCGAGUGGCGCUGGCGGCGGCGCUGGUGGCCUGCCUGCGGGCGGGGUGGCGGGGCAGGCGGCGCCGCAGGACGGUGUGGCGGGGGUGCGCCAGCUGACCGACGGUGCCGUGGGCCGUAUCACGGCUAGCCUGAUUAACCGCCUGUUCCCACGGGUGCCUACGGCGGUAACGCCGGCGGCAUUGGGCGCCGCCAGCACCCUGCUUGGAGCCGGCGGCAGCGGCCUCGCCGCUCCCAUCACCAGUGCAAUUUCCAACAUUGGCAUUGGUGGCGUUGGAAAGAGCGGUGGCGGUGCCCUGGCGCAGUCAGCAUCCGACCUCGGCGGCGUCGGCUCAGCAGCAUUGGGCGCCUUGGCUGGCGGCCUCCCCUUGUUCGGCUACUUCCAGCUCCCCACCACCAACUGGGCCGGCCAGCAGCAGCCGUCGGCAGGCAGCAGCGGCCGUGACGGCAGCGCGGGUGGGAGCAACAACUCCACCAACAGCGGCGGCCGCGGCAAUGCCAUUGGCGGCGGCCGGUGGACCGCGGGUACUGGCCUGGCGCCUGUGGGGUCAGCCACCGCCCGCGACUGGCAGGGCUUCCAGGGCCAGCUGCUGUCUGACAUGGCGGCUCAGACCCAGGCGGCCCGGCGGCAGCUGGACGCACAGGCGGCGGCGCUGCAAGACCUCAUGACCAACGCAAACGGCACCGCCAACGGCACCAGCAGCAACACCAGCAGCAGCGUCAACGGCACCAACGGCAGCAACAUGACGGGCGGCAGCAACACGACGGGCGGCAUGUGGGGCGCGUAUGACGCCGCGCGCAGGGACCGAGCCAACACGCAGUACGAGCAGAUGCUCGACCAGGUCUGCAGCCAGUGGGGCCUGUCGCGCUUCUUCUCCGGACUGUCCUCCACCCUGGCGCUCUCCAACUCGCCCUUCUCCCAGCUGUACGACAGCUACGCUCGACUGUACGGCCAAACCUUCCAGGGGCUGGGGUCCACGGGUCAGCAGUACCUGGACCGGAUGUGCUGCGACCUGCUCAACACACAGCAGGCCGGCGGCGCGGGCUACAGUGCCGGCGACUUCGUGGCGCGGCGCUGGGGCGGCGGUGGAGUCGGAGGGGGCGUCGGCGGCGGUGCCCGCUCUGGCAAGACCAAAACGGCUGCAGCUGCUUCUGGUGGCACCGGCGGCAGCUCCAGCGGUGUUGGCGAGAGGCAGCAUCAGGCGCAGAACCAGACGCAGACGCAGCAGCAGCAGCAGUGCGACCCCCGCAUGUGGUUGGCCCGGGCUCUAGGCGCCACCAUUGGUAACGGCAACAGCAACGGUGCCCGCGGCAGCAGCAGCGGUGACGGCAAUGCUAUUGGCGGUCUUAACGGUAGCGGCAGUGGCAACGGUAGCACCAGCAGCGAUGGUGCGAAUCUGUUUCAGCAGGUCCAGAGUAUGCAGCAGGCAUACCAGGAUUGGAACAACCAGGUGAUCCAGUCGGUCCCGGGGCUGUCAGCUCAGGGGCGGCUGGCGCAGGACGUGGGCACACUGCUGGGCCAGCGGCUGGGGCAGCAGUGGGCCACCGGCAGUAGCACUACUGACGAGGCCAACGGCGCUGGCAGCAGCAUCAGUAGCGGUGCCGGCGGCAUCCAGCAGCAGCAGGCGCUGCAGCAGGCGUGGGAGGACUGGCAGCGGUGGGUGCAGGGCAGGGGGGGCAGCGGCGACGUCACCCAGCAGUCACAGCAGCAGGAAGGCGGCGGCGCCGGUGUUGGUGGUGGUCUGACCCAGCAGCUGCUGCAGACGCGGGCGGCGCAGCUGUUUUCGUCUGCGGCCACCGCACCGCCCUCAGGAACCGGCAGCAGCGGUGGCGGGCGCCGCCAGCUCCGGACAGCAGGUGUUGUGUAAAAGCAACGAAAGAUACGGCAACCGAGUUGAUUACGGAACUGGUGUUAUGGUAGUUGGCGGCUGGUGGGCUGGGUGGGCAAGCAAGUGUGGCGGGCGGGCCGGCCUUACUUACCUGCUGCGUGCACACGUGGCGCAUGUGGUGUGCGUGCGUGUGCCUGUAUGUGUGUUUGACUGCAAUAAGUGACAGACCGGCGGGGCAGGCGGCAUGGCUGGCUGGGACACACGUGAUAAGAAAAGCAUUAAACAUUGUUAGCUAGCGAGCCCAACAUAAGUGAUCGUUUUUUGACAUUGAGCGGUGGUGCGGUUCCGUACGUAGGUAGGGAGUAGAAUGCAUCUGUAUGCAUGAGCUACAAUAGGGAGUAGCGCACCCCGAGGCAAGUGGCGGACUGCUGGUGAUGAUUGCAGGACUUGGCUGGGGAGGCAAGUGGAAUCCUCACAAUGUGCCGUAAACCGUUGGAACCGUGCCUUGGAACCCUUGGAAGAUAAACAAUGCAGUUGCAGGCCACAUGUUGAUCCUAUCCACAGA
Molecule: messenger RNA, 3407 nt
Organism: Chlamydomonas reinhardtii
Lineage: Eukaryota; Viridiplantae; Chlorophyta; Chlorophyceae; Chlamydomonadales; Chlamydomonadaceae
Exons: 11
Coding region: 410-2881 (823 amino acids)
Source: RefSeq, a predicted model, not a curated record